Zychaea mexicana is the source of this 1700-nucleotide messenger RNA. RefSeq names its product tryptophan synthase beta subunit-like PLP-dependent enzyme. Gene Ontology annotation, molecular function: cystathionine beta-synthase activity; cysteine synthase activity. Bases 157 to 1602 code for a protein of 481 amino acids. The record is from RefSeq and is a predicted model, not a curated record. NCBI's taxonomy places the organism in Eukaryota, Fungi, Mucoromycota, Mucoromycetes, Mucorales, Lichtheimiaceae. The transcript is spliced from 7 exons. Gene Ontology annotation, cellular component: cytoplasm.
GACUCGUUAAAGUAAACUGUCCUGCCUUGAUUGAUCCACAUUGUUGACUGCAGUAAGUAUCAGUUGGACCGGAGUCUGGUUUACUGCAUUGAAAUGACGAAAGAGAAAAAAUCACCAGCUACCUAUUCCAAGCCUUGAAACAGAGCAGCACGUAAAAUGCCACUUGAACGUCAACCUCCACCUAUUGCCAAUGAAAUUGCUGAUGGCAUUGGUUUGACUCCAAUGGUCAGACUCGCUCAUCCAAACAAAGUUCAAUUGCUUGGAAAACUGGAGUUGGCGAAUCCCACCGGCAGCGUUAAGGAUCGCAUCGCCAAGCAUUUACUCGAAGCGUACGGUGACAAGCAAACAUUGAUUAUUCCCACUUCGGGUAACCUGGGCUUGGCUAUUGCUAGUCUUGCCGCGAAAAAACGAAAGCAACAACAUAAACGUGUAUUGACGAUUGUGCCAGAACGUACUUCCAACGAUCGUAUUCAGAUGCUUAAAGCGCUAGGCGCAGAAAUCAUCCGAUCACCCAAUGAAGCGCGUCCCGAUGCUCCCGAAAGUCCAUAUGCUCUGGCAGCCAAAUUGGCAGAACAGUUGCCUAACGCGAUUGUCUUGGACGAAACCAAGGUGACCAAAAACUGCUAUGAGGAUUUGGCAGAAGAAAUCCUGCAGCAAACCAAGUUGGAGUUUGACUUUUUGUUUGUCGGUGCGGAAUCGGGUGCUACUGUCUCAGGUCUCGCUAAAGUGUUGAAGGCCAAGAUGCCAAAUAUCAAGAUCAUGGGCGUUGAACCAGCUAAUUCGGUGCUUGCUAGCACGGAUAAUAAGCAUCAGCAUCAUUUCUUGGACUGGAGAAUCGAAGAUAUAGGCAACAACUUUGUCCCACAAUCACUAGAUAGAGGUGCUGUCGAUACAUGGUUCAAGGUAUCUGACCGGGACGCAUUUUCUGCUGCACGUCGAUUGAUCCGUAACGAAGGCAUCAUGUGUGGUCCUUCAUCUGGCGCAGUAGUUGCUGCAGCAAUACAACAUGCCAACACAAUGGAGCAAAACCCAACCACGCACGAGUACAGAAGCGUAGUCAUCUUGAACGACAGUGCAAAGAACUACACCUCAACAUUGCUCAAUGACGAGUGGUUGUUGGAAAACAACUUGGCCGACGAUAUCAUUGCUCAAGAACUAGAGUUCUUGUCUACGGAUCGGUACCGCGCAGCCAGUGUGGAAGAUUUGCAGCUACCUGCUGCGGUCACUAUCCCUCCUACUGCAACCGCCUCUUAUGCGCUUGACGUGAUGCUCGAACGCGAAUUCUCACAGCUUCCUGUUAUUCGAACAGAUAACAAAAAACUGGUUGGUUACGUAUCAUUAGCAUCGCUUCAGGAAUGUUUCGAGCACGGGACGAUCCAGCCAAACACUGCUGUGGAACUGUGCAUGUUUUCAUUUAAAAAGAAGGGUAGUAGUACUAGCAAGUACCAAAUUAUUACACCCGAUACCAGCUUGGCUGAUCUCGCCAAAUUCUUUGAUAAGAAUUCAUUCGCAGUUGUAACGGAUAUCAAUCGAAAAUGGUGUCUUGGUGUAGCCACCAAGUAUGAUUUAAUUAGCUUUUUGAAUCGUCGACAAUUCAUGUAAUUUUUUUCUUUAUUCUUUAUUUACAUACAUCUAAGCAAAAGUUUAUCAUCUCUCUACAUAUUGAACCAACAACGAACAAAAAAAAAAGAAGUACGCAU